Kwoniella shivajii is the source of this 669-nucleotide messenger RNA. RefSeq lists its product as uncharacterized. The transcript is spliced from 3 exons. NCBI's taxonomy places the organism in Eukaryota, Fungi, Basidiomycota, Tremellomycetes, Tremellales, Cryptococcaceae. The record is from RefSeq and is a predicted model, not a curated record. The coding region runs from base 1 to 669 and encodes 222 amino acids.
AUGUUGGCUGUGAAGAUCAUCUGCACUGCGGCUUUAAUACGUCUGGUACAAGGACAAGCAUUCGUAGGAUGUAUAGAUAAUUUACCUAGCGAUACGAGUCAUGUUGAACUUGAAGGAGAUUGUGACAGUACAUGCAAGAAAGCCGGUUAUGAAUAUGCUUUUUGGUCAGUAAUCGACAAAGAAUGUCGAUGUGGUACCACGCCUCCAAAAACAUUCAUGUACAAUAUAGCUCAAAAUGAGUAUGGCUUAUGUCUACCGUAUGACUAUUCUGUAUCAAAAAUCCAUGUCCCAUUCGAAUUUCAUAUAUGUGCCAAAACGAUCGAAAUAUCAUCAACUUCCAAUGUCCAAGCGAGAGAAACAAUAGUAAAUGCCAUGUCGGAAUGUUUCGAUUCGUGUUUAGAGGCAGAAUACGUCGCUAUAGCGCCGCAAUGGGCUAAACCUACGUAUAUUUGUAAAUGCGGUGGAAUGCCCAUCUCGUAUGCUCCUUUGACAUGUGGCGAAGGAACUUAUUAUGGAUUUACAAAUCCUUCUUCAAAGGGAAAGAAACAAGGUGGAAGUGAUCGGAAACAGAAGCACCGACCUCAAAGAAUGGGUAAACAAACAGUACAGGAGGGAGCUAUACAGAACAAGAUCGUAGAUAAGCCCGGUAGAUACGGUGGUGGUUUGUGA